AUGUCGGCCGAUUUCUGGGCUGGCUAUCUAAGUGGUGCGGUUGGCAUCAUCAUUGGAAACCCUCUCGAUGUUAUCAAAGUACGACGGCAGGCGCAGCAAGUUAGUCCAGCAGCAGUCCUGCCUACUUGCUCGAUUCCUGCGAAGACAACAGUAGAAAAUCCUGCCAUUAGCCAAGCCACAUCAUUUGGCACUCGUCUCCUCAGAUCAUACACGUCUUUAGUAACUGGAACAGCGGCGCCAAUUCUCGGCUAUGGCGCCCUCAACGCUCUGCUUUUUGUUUCUUACAAUCGCACAGAAUCCGCAUUGAACAGCGUGUUCCUGACAUCAGGGAGCCUGUGGAAUACAUGGAUUGCUGGCGCUGUGGGAGGUCUUGCAACCUGGAUCGUCAGCACACCCACCGAGCUCAUCAAGUGUAGAGCUCAAUUGGCCUCCCCUCCCAUGUCAAGCCUGGCUAUAACGAAACAGAUCUGGAGGAAUCAAGGUGUUCGAGGACUCUACUUUGGCGGAGCGGUGACUGCUCUACGAGAUAGUAUAGGGUACGGCUUUUACUUCUGGUCUUAUGAGCUGAGCACUCGUUGGUUGGCCACUGAACCUGAGGAGCGCACUUCGUUUCAACAUGAAGCUGCCAAAGUUUUAUUCUGUGGAGGAUUGGCUGGUGUGGUAACAUGGGCCAGUGUCUUUCCUCUCGAUGUUAUCAAGACAAGGGUUCAGGUUCAGACGUUAAGCGAACUGAUCGAAACAUCACCUCUUUUGCGAACAAGCGGGCCUCUGCAGACCUCACGAGCGGGUGCCCUUCAAAUUGCACAAGAAGCGUAUAGGGAAGGGGGGGCACGUGUUUUCUUCCGAGGAUUGACUGUUUGUAGUGUUCGGGCCUUCAUCGUCAAUGCCGCUCAAUGGGCUGUUUAUGAAUGGGUCAUGCUCGAGCUUGGGCAUGGACGGAAACAAGCUUUGACUCAUGACUUGAGAGUAGAAAUGAUAUAG
Messenger RNA from Fusarium venenatum, 981 nucleotides. RefSeq names its product mitochondrial carrier domain-containing protein. Lineage: Eukaryota; Fungi; Ascomycota; Sordariomycetes; Hypocreales; Nectriaceae. Gene Ontology annotation, molecular function: transmembrane transporter activity. The record is from RefSeq and is a predicted model, not a curated record. Gene Ontology annotation, biological process: transport.